CAAACUUCAUGAUGACGUAAUCAACUAGCGCCACUUGUAGCUUUCAGCAGCUAUCCAAAGAUGAGCUAGUUAGCUUUUUACAACACAGCGACUGGAGUCGAAAGACACGACGUGAAUAUUUGUAACUAUCUAACAGCUACAACAUUGCCGAACUACUUCAUUGUGUGUGGCUAGUGUUGCUGCCGAAUUUAAAGACAAGACUCAUUUGCUGUAUCGUUUUUUCUUACGGGCCACUUCACCCCUAACACCCCACCCCCUUUUAAAUCCAGAAUAUCAACACAACAAAGAUGGAGGAGCUCCAUGUCCACUGCCUGAACUGUGUGAACCGGAGGUGUAUGAUUCGCACAGAGACUGGUAUGUCCUGUGAUCUCAUUGGCUGUCCUCUCGUCUGUGGAGCAGUCUUCCACUCCUGUAAAGAGGAGGAGCAUCAUUUACUAUGCCCGUUUGAAAGAGUGCCUUGCCUCAACACUGGAUUUGGGUGCCCUUUCACUAUCCCCCGGAUCAAGAUGGCAAAACACCUAGAGACGUGCCCGGCCAGUGUGGUGUGUUGCACCAUGGAGUGGAACCGUUGGCCUGUGAGCUAUUCAGACAGGAAGUCCUAUGAGCAUUUGAGCAAUGUUGAAGUGGUGGAGCAGCUCGACAUGGCCCUGGCUCUGCAAGAUCAGAGGAUGCUACUGGAGUCUCUUAGAGUCAUCACCAACACAUCAAAGAACACAUAUAAUAAAUCAGCUGAGGAAACGUGUUACAAGAUCGCUGAUGUAGUGUCAAGUGUACCAGAGACUGACGUUAGUAAUGGAACGGUUGAAAUGGAUGAGGCUGCUGCUUUGACUAAUGGAGUGGUUGAAAUGGAAGAUGAUGAUGAGUCUUAUAGUGAGGUGCACAAAAUAAACUUAGCAGCUACCUUGGCCGUCCUCAGAAGUGCCAAGGACAUUGACUUGAUCAGUGUAAAUGUUGAAAACGGUGAGAGAGAAGGGGUUCUCCAUAGGGGAGAGGACAGUGAUAAUCAUAAUGAUUUGAAGAAUGUAGAGAUGAAGGCAAGUGACACAGAGUCGGGCUGUGAGCUCGGAGCAGUGGGCGGAGUCGGAGUGGACUGUGGAUUUGGAACAGACAGACAGGGAGACGAGAGCUAUUGGAUAGAGUCUUCAGAGGAAGUGGAGACGGACCAUGUGAUGGGUCUUGCUGAGGUGGGUUGUCCUCCUCUCAGUAAUGGUUUCAACCAUACAGGAGACAACCAAAAUCACUUGACACAGCGUGAGUGGAUGGAUCUGAGCAGAUCUCCACCCAGACGCUCUGAAGUCAACAGGUUUUCAGACUUCAGGCUGGUGAUGCCGUAUCUUUCCAUGCCUAAUAUAGUAGCACCACGGGAGACCUCUGGGCCCCACCCUCCACCACUACCCAUCCACCUGCCUCUUCCCAUGCCUCUCCCUAAUCUGGAACCCUACAACAUGCUCCAGCAUCUGCCCUUAGAGAUAGAAGACAGGUGGCUGGAGAGGAAACUACAGAACCUCCAGGUGCUCAGAGGGAUGAGUGUGUUUACAUUUAAUGGGCGCAGGGCUCUGAUGUCUGACCCCUAUCUGUUCAGAGCCAAAAUGGAGGACAAGUCAGUGGACACCUCAGACCUGGAGGUAUCUGACGAUCCAUUGGGGCUCCAUGGAAUCGACCUGAUCACAGCAGCGCUGCUCUUCUGUCUGGGGGACUCCCCUGGGGGCCGCAGCAUCUCAGACAGCAGGUUUGUAGACGGCUACCACGUUGACUUUGGUACCCAGACCUUCUCUUUCCCCUCGGCUAUACUAGCCACUAACACCAUGGUGGGGGAUAUCGCCUCAGCGUCGGCCUGUGAUCACGCCAGCCCUCAGCUCUCCAACCCCAGCCCCUUCCACUCUCUCAGACUGGACCUGGUUCUGGAGUGUGUGGCCCGUUACCAGACCAAGCAGCGCACCAUGUUCACCUUCGUGUGUGGACAGCUGUUCCGCAGGGACGAGUUCUCCUCGCAUUUCAAAAACGUUCACGGGGACAUCCACGCCGGGCUGAACGGCUGGUUGGAGCAUCGCUGUCCCCUGGCCUACUACGGCUGCACCUACUCCCAGAGACGCUUCUGUCCCUCUGUUCAGGGCUCCAGGAUCAUCCAUGACAGACACCUGGGCUCGUUUGGGGUGCGGCCCGACAUGCCUCCCCAGUACGGCGAUAAAACCCUCCCCAGGAAUGCCUUUCGGUUCGGGUCCACCUGCGACCACCUGAGCUCCUUGCCCUUCGAGGUGCAACAGUAUGUGGCCAGUUUCCUGGAUGGCUUCAGCCUGUGCCAGUUGUCCAGGGUCUCUCGGACAAUGAGGGAUGUGUGUGGCAGUUUACUGCAGUCCAGAGGCAUGGUGGUGCUGCUCUGGGAGAACACACGAAGGCCUGAUGGGUCGUCCUCAUGGCAGAUCCAAAACAAGGUGUGGCGAUUCAGCACAGCCUUCGGUACAGUGAAGGAGUGGAAGUUUGCCAACAUCACCAGUAUGGCCGACCAUCUGAAAAAGUGCAAGUUUAACACCAUCACCUGUCGGGACGAGGCCAUCCCUCUGCCCUGCAUGUGCUUAUCCAGAGAGCUCACCAAAGAGGGACGCUCACUGCGCUCAGUCCUGAAGCCAGUAUUAUGAGUAACGCUGUGAAAGGGUUGGAGUCCAUGGGUACAUUUAAAAUGGCACCCUAUUAAAAGUAGUGCACUAUGUAGGCUUUAGGGUACUAUUAUAGACGUAGCUCUAUUCAUUUCAAUCAAUUCAGUAAGUUCUUACAGACGUCCUCCCAGAAUUCACUGAAUUGAAAUGCACUCCAACCCUGCUCUAUGAAAAGCAAAUACAAAAUGCUGCUAUCAUUCUCUUCUGGUUUUGACAGAAAAAACCUGCAUUGUUUUCAACCUAUCUGAUAUGCAUACACGCUGAGUGGACAAAACAUGCUCUUUCCAAGACUGACCAGGUGAAUCCAGGUAAAAGCUAUGAUCCCUUAUUGAUGUCACUUGUUAAAUCCACUUCAAUCAGUGUAGAUGAAGGGGAGGAGACAGGUGAAAGAAGGUUUUUAAGCCUUGAGACAUGGAUUGUGUAUGUGUGUCAUUCAGAGGGUGAAUGGGCAAGACAAAAUAUUUAAGUGCCUUUGAACGGGGUAUGGUAGUAGGUGCCAGGCGCACCGGUUUGUGUCAAGAACUGCAGCGCUGCUGGGUUUUUCACACUCAACAGUUUCCCUUGUUAUCAAGAAUGGUCCACCACCCAAAGGACAUUCAGCCAACUUGACACAACUGUGGGAAGCAUUGGAGUCAACAUGGGCCAGCAUCCCUGUGGAACGCUUUUGACACCUUGGAGAGUCCUGAUGAACUGACUGUUCUUGGGGGCGGCGCAACUCAAUAUUAGGAAGGUGUUCUUAAUGUUUUGUGCACUGUAUAUAUUCUUGUUACCAAUGUACUGAAUAGAUUAUUUAACUUUUACAUACUCUGUCAAUGUGUAAAUAAAACAUGUUUUGACGUUACAUUUUCUAUUUUUAUAAGAACUAAGUCCGUACUGUGCCGCAUUGACAACAAAAGAAAAUGGAGCCUUAACUUAUGAUAAAGACUUGAUUUCUGGUCAUGGGAGGGAUCUGAUGGGGAUCUUUUAAUGAGUAGAUUUCUCAUUGACCCCCGGCUAGAGUGAUUUACACCGUCUUGCAUGGUUUUAUAUACUUAGGGUGAUCAUGAUUUUUGUUGAGUUUGAGUCAGCGGAUCAUGCCAUUACUUUUGAGUCAGCGGAUCAUGCCAUUACUUUUGAGUCAGCGGAUCAUGCCAUUACAUUUGAGUCAGCGGAUCAUGCCAUUACUUUUGAGUCAGCGGAUCAUGCCAUUACUUUUGAGUCAGCGGAUCAUGCCAUUACUUUUGAGUCAGCGGAUCAUGCCAUUACUUUUGAGUCAGCGGAUCAUGCCAUUACUUUUGAGUCAGCGGAUCAUGCCAUUACAUUUGAGUCAGCGGAUCAUGCCAUUACUUUUGAGUCAGCGGAUCAUGUUAAUAUAUUGUCAGUGUAGCUAUUUAAUGCCGGGAUUCAAUCCGAUCACGCUUGUAGACAACGCAGAUUUUAAAGGUAAACUUGGCGGAUGUCAGCUCAAUUUGAAAUGACCUUUAAAUGUAGAUCAGAAUGAAUCCCGACCUAACUCAACCUCCAUCAGUAUCAGGCUGAACAACAAUGUUGACUGUUUGAGUUAAGGGUGAUUGGUUGUCUUUCUGUAUCCACUCUCCUGUUCCUCAUUUUGAGAACAACGUUACUUGUGUGAAAACCAUUUGUGUGAAUACUUGUUAUAGAUCAGUGAAUCCUGCAGGUCCAGGAACGUGGGCAUAACGUAGCUUCCGUUCAUUUAGAGUUGAUCAGUAUGGAAACUGAUCAUCAUUCAAUCAUGGGCACGUCUAUUAUUUAUCAUAUUAGUGUUUUUAUCUUUGUGUUUUCCUCUUGGCUCUACGUAGUCACUGUGUUCAGAAGUUGCCUGCUGUGUCUCAGGGUUUGUAAAACAUGGUUGCCUUCCAAAUGGCACCCUAUGAACUAUAUAGUGUUCUAAUUUUGACGCUCCGGGCUCAACAGUAGUGCACUGUAUAGAGAUUAGGCUGCGAUUUGGGUAGUUGCCAUGAAACUGCAUCAAUAGUGCAGGCCAUUACUUGUACUGUAUUGCCUGAUUGACACUAUAGCGCCAAGCCAAACCGGACUCUAUAGUGUGAAUCUGGUUUAUGUGUAAAAGAUGCACCAGUCUAUCUACCAGUCUUCACAUGGAACAGUCACUUUAUUGUCAUGGUUGUAGAGUGUUGUUAGUUCUAGGACUGGUACAGCGUUCAGGAGUAUUGAUGAGUUUCAAACCCAAACCCAUCAUUUGACAUGAUUUUCUCCGGGUUUGAAUAUUAGUUGAAAAUCUGUUUGGGUUUGGAAGUGGAGUGCAAUAUUUAAUUAAUCAGUCUUAGAGAUGGUGUUAAUGAAAUUAAGGCCUGGAUUCAAUCUGAUAGCAGGUUGAAGAAAAUGUGGCUUUAAAAGGCAAUCUUCCAGUUUUUGCGGAAAUCGCAUUCACAGUAAAUGCUGUAUAUUUCGGUUCAAUUGGAAAUGACCUUUAAAUGACGCUUUGUCGGCGAAGCAGAAUCGAAUUGAAUCCCGCCUUAAUUCAUGGGUUUAAGAUUGGGUUGUAACAGCCUUGGAUCUUAAGGGCACAGUUUGCAUGUGUUCUUUUUAAAAGGAAGUAAAUGUUUAUUUUACUUCAAGUUCUUCUCUGAAUCCCUGUACUGUUUGUUCUUUCCUGUGUGUUUUAUUACAUUUUGGGGGAAAAGACCAGUGCAAACUUUGCAUUAUUGCAAUCAUGAUGAACACCCCGGAUGAAUAGUUUGAAACAGUUUGAUAUGGUGAAAUAAUCCACGCUUGUUUGGUUUGAUACACAUUUUGUACGUGUUUAGUAUUCUUCCAUGCAACACUUUUUUAAAUUUAGUUUUUUUCUAUUAUUUGGUGUAGUUCAGGAUGUUAUUAACAUGCCACCAAUAUUACAUAGACUACUCAAAGGUAGAGGUCUUCGUGGGUCCACCUGAAUACCUGGGACCUGAACGGGUCUAAGAUUCAAACUUUUCCUUAGGAUCCGGGACGGGUCCUGUUUGAUUGUCAUUGGGUCUCGGGUCAAUUUAACUACAGCUGAUAGAUCCGAAUGGCCACAACCACGGCUCUGCAUAGUCUAAAACAUUUAUUUUACGCUAAUACGGGGAAUUUAUUGACUUAGAAGGCCUAGACAACAUACAGUAUAAAGACCUAUUCGUUAACCAGAAGAGCAACUUGGCUGGGUCCAAUCAGGUCUGGUUGUUCUCAGGUCUGAUUUUAACCUAUUGAUCAUCCCCACAUAUCUUGGGCCCAGAUCUGUUUGAUGCUUAGACAAGUCUGAUGGUCGUUGAUAACCAAUCACUAGGAGUUGGCAAAACAGCACAAACAGAUCUGGGACCAGGCUAGACAUGUUUCUGCUCGCGUCAGAUUUAAUUCCAAUUUUCUUUCUGCAUGUGAGUGAAGAGAUUAACCGUCAUUCUUAAAAACAUGAUUUAUCCAUAAAAUGCAAGGUUAUUUUUCACAGUACAAUAACAUUUCUAACUGUUGUGUGUGUGCCUCUAUACAAUGGGAUUAUCUGUAUUUGACUACAUUUGAUGGUAGCAUUUGCAACAAUGAAAUGACAGCUUUAAACAAGAGGCUACAUUUCUGUAGUGUUAAGUGAACAUUUUACAAUAAACUGCAUUGUAAUCUGGCAGCGUAAUUUAGUUUGAAACUUUUCAACAAUUUAUGUUAUAAAGAGGUGAUUAUGUAUUGCCCAGUUUACUAAACUCUAGUUAAAUAACACAUUGUUGAAAAAAGGUUUGAGAUUAAAUCAUGCUGCCAGAUUACAAUGAGGUUUAUGGUACAUUUUGCACUUAAAGCUAGAAUCCUUACUUGAAACAAUAACUAAGGGUCAAAAGCUGAGGGAUGAACCUGGACAAAUGUAACCGCUCAAAUUCAUAGACAGCUAUGGAUGCAAGGACUGCCCAUCCAUGAUAUCAAAAUGAUAGUUUUAACCAUGUUUUGAGGCUAUAUACUGUUUGUUUACAUUUAUAUGGUUUACAAACACUUGAGUAAAACAAGCUUAUAUUUGGGGUUCUAAUGGGUAUCAUUAAUUAAAGUCCAAAAAUUGAUGUAGCAUCUAAGGAUUCUAGCUUUAACGCGUUACUUUUGCUAUACAAAAACGUUUUCCCACGGUGUCUUGUUUUACAUGUUUUGUUCAGCUUCUUUUAGCGGCCCUGGUGUAUAAAGCUCCUUCACAUUACUGUGUAUCAUCAACAGCAAUUUCAUCACCAAUAAAAAAUGUUCUUUACUUGCUACAA
Molecule: messenger RNA, 6853 nt
Organism: Salmo salar (Atlantic salmon)
Lineage: Eukaryota; Metazoa; Chordata; Actinopteri; Salmoniformes; Salmonidae
Product: F-box only protein 30
Molecular function (GO): zinc ion binding; ubiquitin protein ligase activity; protein binding
Source: RefSeq, a predicted model, not a curated record